Molecule: messenger RNA, 231 nt
Organism: Linum trigynum
Lineage: Eukaryota; Viridiplantae; Streptophyta; Magnoliopsida; Malpighiales; Linaceae
Source: the annotation of a GenBank genome assembly
AUGUCGUACACCUUUUUGUCGUGCGCAAUCAGCUGCGUCUCCACGGCGGACUUCUCGAUGUCCCAAAUUGUGCAGGUGGUGUCGAUGCUGGAAGUGUCGAUUCAAUUGGGCUCGAUCUCGUUUCAAUCGAAGGAUGUUAGGGGAGUACAGAACUCGUUGGUCUUGCUGUUGUUGAGGACGGAUAUGAGUUCGACGGGGCCGUCGUCGCGGAGUUCCCAGAGGUGGAGGUAG